AUGUACGAAGGCAACUUCGACGAAUGGGUCGCCUACACAACCGCUAUCUUCACCAAGCAAGGCAAACCACACCAGGUCUAUCCGGCGAUCCGGCUCUACUAUCGAAGCGGCACUGUCAAGUACUACAAGAGCACCCUGGGCGACAUACGAGUCCUCCUCGAUAGCAUCAGCGAGCACCUCCUCAACCGCAUCCCCUCCGAUCUCGAGCUCGGCGAACUCUGCAAGCCGUUUCGUCUGUUCGAUUUGCCAGCAGAAUUCCGCGUCAAGAUCUACGAAAACGUCAUCCCAGUCGGCGUACGGCAAAGCCUCUCAAGCUCACCCGAGUGCGAUUGUGGUAACGACUACUUCCCCCGACGCGGAGGCGUGCCUGCCUUAGCCCAAGCGAGCAAACAAGUCCGCCAAGAGGCCCUGCCCGUGUACUUCUCCUCCACGACCUUCUACCUCGAUAGAGGGGACAGGGAAAAUGAGGUGAACCUGAGAUCUUGGAAGAGUCGCUACCUGCAUGGCUCGGCGAGGUUCUUGUGGGCGCUCGAUGUCACCGUUGACGCAUUGAGAGGCCCAGUUGAGUUGGACAACUACGGCGCGGAGUCGGAUGGCCUGGAAUGUGUGGUGUUGGAGGUUCGGUACCAUGGGCUCAGUCGAGGGGUUGAGCUGAAGGCUCGGGCUGUGCCAACACUGAAGGCAGAGUCGAAAGAGAAGCUGGCGGCUCUCGCGGCUGAAGUGAACAUGGAGGCGAAGAAGCGCGGACUCAAGGCCGAAAUGGUUCUAACGGUGGUGCAGCGGCUGUUUGAGGAAACGAACAGGAACCCUCGUUCAGAGAAUCCCCUGGGCUUAUUUCUUGAGGAUGAAGAUGAGGAGGAGGAGUGGGAUUGGGGACAUGAAGAUUAA
This is a messenger RNA of Zasmidium cellare ATCC 36951, 888 nucleotides long. RefSeq lists its product as uncharacterized. The transcript has 2 exons. NCBI's taxonomy places the organism in Eukaryota, Fungi, Ascomycota, Dothideomycetes, Mycosphaerellales, Mycosphaerellaceae. Bases 1 to 888 code for a protein of 295 amino acids. The record is from RefSeq and is a predicted model, not a curated record.